AAAAUAAAAAACCCAAGGUUUUUUUUUUUUUUUUUUUUUUCUUCUUCUUUUUUCUUUCUGUUCUCUCUCCCUCACCCUUAGACUAGAUUUUUUUCUAUCAUCUUCUUCAUCAUAUCUGAAAAAAUAAAAUAAAACAAAACCCGCCAACAAAAUCUCCCAUUUUCUACAAAGAUCGAAACUUUUCUUCUCUCUCUUAAACAUUUUUUUCAUCCACCCAUCAUUUCACCCCUUCUAAAAACCCUAAUCCACAAUUUAAUUUCAAUUAUUCCAAUUGUUUUCCCGUUUCCGAAGCAUUUAAGAACAACCCAUUUUGUAAUUUGAUUGGAACGUUUGUGGGUUUUAUUUGUUUUGAUUGAUGGGGUGAACUAGAAGUGUCCAGAAGAAGAUUUAAAGAAGAAAGAAAGAAAGAGAAUGAUGGAAUGGGAUAGUAGCUCCUCUGACGAAAGUGGAGAAGAAGAGGAAGGAUUUCUAUUGAAUGAUGGCGCUUCUAUGCCGUUUCCUAUGCAUAAUCUUCUCCAAACGACGCCGUGUGGUUUCGUCGUAACUGAUGCUUUAGAGGCUGACCAUCCAAUCAUCUAUGUCAACACUGUCUUUGAGAUGGUUUCUGGGUAUCGUGCUGAAGAAGUUCUUGGUCGCAACUGUCGUUUUUUGCAAUGCAGAGGUCCAUUUGCUAAAAGAAGACAUCCAUUGGUGGACUCCACUGUAGUUGCUGAAAUUCGGAGGUGCCUUGAUGAUGGUGUUGAGUUCCAAGGUGAAUUGUUAAAUUUCAGGAAAGAUGGCUCUCCUCUAAUGAACAACUUGCGGUUGGUGCCUAUUUAUGGUGAUGAUGAAACUAUCACUCACUUUAUUGGAAUUCAGUUAUUCUCAAAGGCCAAUGUUGAUCUUGGCCCACUUCCCAGCUUUGCGGCGAAAGAAUCCACGAGGGCCUCUGAUCUAUUUCGUUCUGGUCUUUCGUCAUUCCAACCUUUACAAUCCUGGGAGCGAAACAUGUAUUUUGAGGUUUGUGGGCUGUUUCAACUGAGUGAUGAAGUUCUUACUUUAAAGAUAUUGUCACGGCUGACACCAAGAGAUAUUGCUGCUGUGAGUUCUGUCUGCAGGCGACUUUAUGAGCUAACACAAAAUGAGGAUCUUUGGAGAAUGGUUUGUCAGAAUGCUUGGGGUAGUGAAACUACCCGUGUGCUGGAGACUGUUCCAGGGGCUAAGAGGCUAGGGUGGGGUCGGCUGGCUAGAGAACUCACUACUCUUGAAGCAGCAGCAUGGAGGAAGGUGACUGUUGGUGGUGCAGUUGAACCUUCACGUUGUAACUUCAGCGCUUGUGCAGUUGGAAAUCGGGUUGUGCUGUUUGGUGGAGAGGGGGUCAAUAUGCAGCCUAUGAAUGACACAUUUGUCUUGGAUUUAAAUGCUAGUAACCCUGAGUGGCGGCAUGUCAAAGUGAGCUGUCCACCUCCUGGUCGAUGGGGUCAUACUCUCUCGUGUGUGAAUGGUUCUAACCUGGUCGUAUUCGGUGGCUGUGGAACUGAAGGACUGCUCAAUGAUGUUUUUGUUCUCGAUUUGGAUGCCAAACAACCAACUUGGCGUGAAAUUUCUGGACUGGCCCCGCCUCUUCCGAGAUCAUGGCAUAGCUCUUGCACACUCGAUGGAACCAAAUUAAUCGUAUCAGGUGGAUGUGCAGAUUCAGGGGUGCUUCUUAGUGACACUUUCCAAUUGGAUCUUUCAUUGGAUAAGCCAGUAUGGCGAGAAAUUACCGCAGCUUGGUCUCCACCUUGUCGCUUAGGCCACACAUUGUCAGUAUAUGGUGGAAGGAAAAUUCUGAUGUUCGGCGGCUUAGCAAAGAGUGGGCCCCUUCGCUUCCGUUCAAGUGAUGUUUACACAAUGGACCUGAGUGAGGAAGAGCCUUGUUGGAAAUGUGUCACUGGAAGCGGGAUGCCAGGUGCUGGAAACCCAGGCGGCAUAGCUCCUCCUCCCCGAUUGGAUCAUGUGGCUGUGAGUCUCCCGGGUGGUCGAAUCCUAGUCUUUGGUGGGUCUGUAGCAGGUCUCCACUCAGCAUCACAGCUAUAUUUACUUGACCCAACUGAAGAGAAGCCAACGUGGAGGAUCCUAAAUGUACCAGGUCGGCCGCCAAGAUUUGCUUGGGGACAUAGUACUUGUGUUGUCGGAGGCACAAGGGCAAUAGUUCUUGGUGGUCAGACCGGAGAAGAUUGGAUGUUAACUGAGCUUCACGAGUUAUCCUUAGCGAGCAACGUGACCCAGGAAGCCGAGCUAUAGAAAAUAACAUCAUUCUUGAAAGUAAUAACACAGAAUCUUCAUCGGCUAUUCUUAGGUGGGUACUCUGUCUUGGAUGAGGGCUCUCUGCGCUCGACUCUGGGUUUAUCAUCUUUUUGUCAGAUUGACUUUGUCCAGGUUUUGAUAUUUGGGGUUUGUAAGAAAAAGUACCACUCUAGAAAAUAUGUGAAUCAUUCUUCUGUUUGCACUGUAAAUAUAUCUUUUAGAUGCUUUUAGUCGCGAUAGUGUAGGGUUUACUCCACUAUUCUUCUUUCAUGUUGUAGAUCCUGUGCUUUCUGUCUGUUUGAGGUCUGUAGUAGUAACUUAGGAAAAUGGGCGAAAAUAUUUUUUUUAAAACGAAAAAAACUGGAAAACCAUAGAUGAAAAGUGGGCUUUGCAGCUUGUGUAUAUACGAAGUAAUGUACUGCUUUUCUGUAUGUAUCUGAACAAGUUCUACGCUUAUGGUCUCUAAUAUCCUUGUUGUGCAAGCUCAACUGAUUUUCACACUGAGAAGGUGCCAACUACCGAGUUCUUCUGAUGAGCAGCUGAAUGUCGAAGCUGAGGCGCCUAAGCCGAAGGCUAGUUUAUUUUUCGAUGUUCUAUAUUGUUUUAUAUGUUGUUUUUUCUCAUUUUCAUGCGGCGAAAUCUAAUUGAUUAAUAUUUUAUAUAAUGUUUAAUAUUUUCACAA
Molecule: messenger RNA, 2950 nt
Organism: Amaranthus tricolor (Joseph's coat)
Lineage: Eukaryota; Viridiplantae; Streptophyta; Magnoliopsida; Caryophyllales; Amaranthaceae
Product: adagio protein 1-like
Exons: 2
Coding region: 412-2265 (617 amino acids)
Biological process (GO): response to blue light; circadian rhythm
Cellular component (GO): cytosol; SCF ubiquitin ligase complex; nucleus
Molecular function (GO): protein binding
Source: RefSeq, a predicted model, not a curated record